Dreissena polymorpha is the source of this 2057-nucleotide messenger RNA. RefSeq lists its product as uncharacterized. The transcript is spliced from 5 exons. NCBI's taxonomy places the organism in Eukaryota, Metazoa, Mollusca, Bivalvia, Myida, Dreissenidae. The coding region runs from base 1 to 1851 and encodes 616 amino acids. The record is from RefSeq and is a predicted model, not a curated record.
AUGCCGAGUCAGAAACUGUCAGCGGACACAGCGAAGAAGCUGGGCGAGAGCGCCCUGGGGCCCAAGGGGCUGGUUGAGCGCGUGCGCAGGGACUACAGUCUUGAGCUGGAUACGUGCGGCGCCACCUGGUACGUGCGCGGUAACAACAAAGAACUCGUCGAGAUGGGGGUUGACGCGCUGGACCACCUCGCAAACGACACCAAGUCAACCGCGGUAAAGAGCCUGGGUCCCUAUGGAAGCGUGGUGUGGUCCUUUAGGGACAAGGACGCUAAGCACAUCGUGCACCUCUUUAAGGCGGAGUUAGAGGAGAUAAGGAUGAUCAAGUCUGUGCAGGUGUCUGUGACACCCGAUGACUUCAACCCGAUGCACCUCGAGGUGAAAUGCGACCAGAACGAGUACGAGCUUGUCAAGAAGACAAUGCACAAAAUGCAGACGCGUGUGGCAACAGUCGUGACGGGGUCGGUCAGGGUCCAGACGAGGGAAAAGCCGCUCGCCAAGGAGUUCGAGAAGCGACCCGAUGACGGACAGGUCUACAGUAGACUCAUCUUUGGCAAGGAAAUAAUUUUCUUCGGCAAGAUAUUUGCGCAGGUUCAAGCGGCUAUGGCACAGUGGGAAUCCUUCAGGGAGCAGGGCAUGGAAAAACUGACGGCUCAACUGCCUAAGCGGAACCACAGUCGCGUGCUUCCCAUUCCGAUCUUAAACCUGCUACGGCGUCUGCGCGGCGGCAUCAAGCCGAUCAUAGAGAGGGUCCGCAACGACUUCCUGUUGGACGUGGACUAUAACGAAGAGGAGGAGCAGUUCAAGCUCAUGGGAGACAACCUGGAUGUGGUCCAGAUGGCGUACGACGUGUUAUGCAGCAAAGUGAGCGCUCCUGAUGCAAAGGUCGUCUGCAGCAAGGCGCUCGGCACGCGAGGCACUGUCAUAUGGGCCUUUAAAGACAACCAGGCACGACACUUCAAGCACCUGUUCCUCGAAGAAAGGAAAAUGCUUCAUCAAGUGCAAGGAACCUUCGUACGAUUUUCCCCUAACGAGGCCAAUCCUCUGAGCGUGGAGAUCAAGUGCGAACAGGUCUCGUACGACGUCGUGAACAGCAUAAUGCAGCACGUAGACAACGACAUCAAACUAUGCAAAUCACGCUCUAUUAACCUGGAGGUGGAAGAACAGGGUGCAGCAACAAAGUUUGAAAAGCGACUGGACGACGGUCGCUUUUACUGUAGGAUUCUGUUUUCAGGGAAGGAAAUGACUUUUUUUGGACGUAAUGACGCGAUGGCAACUUCUGGGAUAACAGAAUGGGAGGAGUUUAAACGCCGGGAGCGUAUAAGACAACAACAAGAGGAGCAAGAAAGAAAGAACCAAGAAGAGAACAUGCGGAAAGAACAACAGAAGAAAGAUGAACAGAUGCGAAGAGAGCAGGAGAAAAGAGAAAAAGAAUUUGCGAAACGGGCCAGGGAACAGGAACGGAAAUUGAAAGAGGAGGAGCAAAAAAGAAUUAAACAAGAGCAGAUGCGACUCUUGAAGCAAAAGAAGUCUGUGGAAAACAAGCGCGUCGAAAUUCUAGGGGCGGUAAAAGAGGAUCCUGAAGAAACGACAUCCGCUGACCCGGGCCAAGCGACAGCUCCAGAAAAGACACCCCCAGGUUGUCCCGUUUGUCACGAAGCCUUCACUGAGAUUAUAGCGACCAGCAAACGGCUGCUACGGACGCGCUGUGACCACAUUAUGUGUCAGCCGUGUGCUGCCGCGGCUGUGGCGCAGCAGGGCGGAUGCCCGGUGUGCCGGAAGAGCAUCGCUGCAGAAGACCUCACCUUCGUCACUCUCUUUACGAAUCUCAUUGAGCAAGCGCCGCAAGUAUGAAUAUAAAUGAAAAGCUUAGAGGGGCUGAUUUGUGAAUACACGCUGACUGCCAUAUACAGUAGAUACUUUAUUAAGUAUCUCCUGAAAAGUAAAGACAUUGUCUGCGGUACUGCGGUACUGUGCUCUAACAUUACUUGUUGUCGAUUCUACAUCGUCUCACUAUGAUCGUGAAUUGUACAUGAUAUUUAUUCAACAAUCAUUAUAUU